Gambusia affinis (western mosquitofish) is the source of this 3657-nucleotide messenger RNA. Its product is annotated as eosinophil peroxidase-like. Gene Ontology annotation, biological process: response to oxidative stress. The transcript has 16 exons. The record is from RefSeq and is a predicted model, not a curated record. Gene Ontology annotation, molecular function: heme binding; peroxidase activity. Bases 108 to 2534 code for a protein of 808 amino acids. NCBI's taxonomy places the organism in Eukaryota, Metazoa, Chordata, Actinopteri, Cyprinodontiformes, Poeciliidae.
GCCAGUUGACCAAAUAUAAGAAGGGAAAGAUAUCUGAACGCAGCAUCAGUACCCCCAAAUAUCAAAUAACAUCUUAGAACGCCACAGAAGCCUUCACAGACAAAGAGAUGCUUCUCUCUGUCCUCCUUGUGUUGGGCCUCUGGCUGGUGCCCAGUCAAUCCAAAGCGAUGGAGAAAAGACUCGGCAGUCCUUUUCUUCAUAAAUGCUUUGAAGAAGCAAAGAAAAUAGUAGACGAUGCAUACAAAUACUCAAGAGAAGAGAGCCUCAGACGGGUCCGCAAGGAUGUGGUGCAGCCUCAUGAUGCUCUUCGUCUCAUGAAGCAACCACGCGGUGACACUCGUUCAGCUGUGCGUUCUGCUGACUACAUGGCACAGACUCUCCGUUUGGUCCAAGAGAAAGUGCAUCGUGUGCACAAGCGCUCCCUCAAUGCAACAGAUUUACUCACGGACCAGGAUAUGAAAGAACUUGCCCGGAUUACUGGAUGUGAGGCUCAAACCAGAAAUCCACCGUGUCGCAACACACCAAAUAUCAACAAGUAUCGCACAGCCACCAGCGUCUGCAACAACUUAAAAAACCCUCGCCUUGGUGCCUCCAACACCCCAUUCACCCGCUGGUUGCCCUCUGAGUACGAUGAUGGCAUCUCCCAACCAAAAGGAUGGAACAGAACCCGCAGAUUCAACAACUUCUUGCUCCCAUUGGUGCGGCAGGUGUCCAAUAACAUCUUGAGCACAACAGAUGCAGGCGUUGCCAACGACACAGAGUAUUCUCACAUGGUGACCUUGUUUGGCCAGUGGAAUGACCAUGACCUCACCUUCACACCAUUUUCACCAAGUAUCCGCUCCUUUAGCAAUGGACUGAACUGUGAUGAAAGUUGCGAGCAAAGUGAGCCAUGCAUCCCUAUCCCGAUCCCUCCUAGAGAUCCCCGGAUUCCCUCCCGCCCAGAUACCUGCAUCCCAGCCUUUAGAUCUGCUCCUGCCUGUGGAACGGGUUACUCUGCAUUUAAUUUUGGUGGAGAACCCAGCAAGAGGGAGCAGAUCAAUUCACUGACAGCCUUUCUGGAUCUGGGACAAGUAUAUGGCUCAGACGAGAAACUUGCCCUGAGCCUUCGAGACCUCACCAGUGAUGCCGGCCUGCUGCGCGUCAACACCGAAUUCAGGGACAACGGACGCGAGCUGCUGCCCUUCCACCCCCUGCAGGUGCAAAUGUGUGCCACCCGCAAAAGAGUCACCAACGCCACCAACGCCAGGGAGGUGCCCUGUUUUAUAGCAGGUGAUGGCCGUGUAGACGAGAACAUCGCCCUGACAUCUAUCCACACCCUGUUUGUGCGUGAACACAACCGUUUGGCUCGUCAGCUGAAGAGGCUGAAUCCACACUGGGACAGUGAGACUCUCUACCAAGAGGCCCGCAAGAUCAUGGGUGCUUACACUCAGAUUUUUGUCUUCAGGGAUUAUCUUCCUCACAUAGUUGGUCCUGAUGCAAUGCGCAGACAGCUCGGACGUUACCCCGGCUACAGCCCUAAUGUUGACCCCAGCAUCGCCAAUGUGUUUGCGACAGCCGCUUACCGUUUUGCUCACCUGGCCAUCCAGCCAGUUUUGUUCCGACUGGAUCCAAACUAUAGAGAGAACCCUCGUUUCCCCAGUGUCCCCCUGUACGAGGCUUUCUUCACCCCCUGGAGAGUCAUUUUCGAAGGCGGAAUCGACCCUUUGCUGCGUGGUCUGAUAGGACGUCCUGCUAAAUUGAACACCCAGGAUCACAUGAUGGUGGAUGCCCUGAGGGAGAGGUUGUUCCAGUUUGUGAUGCACAUGGCUCUGGACCUGGGUUCUCUGAACAUGCAGAGGAGUCGAGAUCAUGGCCUACCUGGCUACAAUGCCUGGCGCAGGUUCUGUGGUCUGUCCCAGCCUCGUAACCGGGCAGAGCUGGCUAAUGUUUUGAGGAAUCCCACCCUGGCUCGUAAGCUGCUGGAGCUCUACGGGACCCCCGACAACAUCGAUGUGUGGCUUGGAGGUGUCGCAGAGCCAUUUGUGCCUGGUGGCCGUGUGGGUCCUCUGUUGGCCUGCCUCAUUGCAACUCAGUUCCAGAGGAUUCGUCAGGGUGACAGACUAUGGCACCAGAACCCUGGUGUUUUCACGCCACAGCAGAGGCAGGCUCUGUCUGCUGUUACACUCUCCAGAGUCAUCUGUGACAACACCGGCAUCACGUCUGUGCCCAGUGAUGCUUUCAGCGUCGACUCAAGCAGGAACCGUCCUGUAUCCUGCUCCACUCUGCCUCGCCUGGAUCUUUCUGCAUGGACGGAGAGACCCUCCAUGCUCUGUGACUCCGGAUCUUCUGCUGGUUGUUUAGAGUCCAAUGGCGGAGAGAACCCAACCCAGACGGAUGAACUGAACAAUCUGGACCCUCUGGAUCUCCAGGACCCUGUGGACCCCGUAAAUGUUCAUGGUCCUCUGGACUUCCAGGAACCUCUGGAUCUGCAAGAAGCAUUGAAAUUUAAAACCAAGGAGAACCAGCAAGGCCAUUCAGCCCCAGAUGCCCUCUAGGAUGACCAAUAUUCAAACAUCAGUGUCCCUUUCUGGAUUACGGCCCACACACAGAGACAUUCAUUUGUUUCCAUCAUAAAGAAACUAACCAAGCCAACAAAGAUCUUGAACACAUCAGUUUAUAUUCCUCAAUCAUUGACUCUGCGCUUCUUCCAUUGGAACAGAAAUCUGAGAUUACAAUGAAAAUUGUCAAGCUGGCCAUCAACAUUUUCUUCUCAGGACAUUUGUUCUUCACUAUGGGAUAUAAAUAGACCCUGUGGAGUACUCAUUACUUUAGACCGACAUUUAGCUUUUUCAAAUAUAGAACUAGCAACUACUAUAGAACAACUGGAAUCAACAUUUAGUUUACUAGUUACUAAUAGCAGAAGCAACCAACAUUUAGCUUUGCAUAUUUACUAAUAGCAGCCCUGAACAAGAAUAUGGAGUGCUUAUUACUUCAGACCAAUAUUUAGCUUUUUACUUUUAAUAUCAGAGCAAGAUCUAGAGAAACUCCUACUAGUUUACUUAGAAACCCAGAAAAAGAAUCAUACAUGGAGAACCAACAUUUAGCUUUAUACUGUAUACUUAUUAAUAGAAUCAAACACUGAGAAACAAACUUAAGACCAAUAGAAAAUCCUACUACUUUAUAGAUUAUGAUCCACUUAUUGUUAUUAAAUAUGGGGAACCAGUGUUUAGUUUUGUACUUCAACGUUUAUCUUUGGUUUUGUUGUUUUCUUUGCAUUUUCUGCUAAAUCAUGUAAAGCAGUGGUCCCCAACCACCGGGCCGCAGACUGGUACCGGUCUGUGGACCAAUAAUUAAAAAUGUCCUUUCUAUGUAUUGAACGGCUUUUAUUUUGAAAAUACUAAACCGGAAGCUGUCGGUUAAGUCUUGCGCCCCAACAUGCAGCAGAAUGAGUAAGAAACAACGGCAUCGGUCUUGAUCCUUACAGUCUAUUAAACCAAAAAUUAGCAUUUGGCCAAGUUUGACGGGAUUAACCAGUAUUAAAUUGUGAACAUGUUAUGCACUAAUAACUUGUACCUUAAAAUCUUAUGUUAUGCUUUGUUUGCUAAUAUUUUGCUUUACUGCAACGUUGUUGUCUUAUAUUGACUAUUGCAUUCAAUAAAGCAAUUGAGUAAUCACUGA